ACCCUAUAGCAGAUGUCAGCCAAGCAGCCUGUUGUACACUUCAGCACAGCUGAUCUCCUCAGACAUCUUUGUUUUUAGUUGUAAAAGUUGCUUUUUCUCUGUAGGAUGGACAGUAAUUUUGAUAACCUGGAUGCUGCUGGGUUCCUGGAAAUCUGGCAACAUUUUGAUGCAGACGAUAACGGCUACAUUGAAGGCAAAGAGCUCGAUGACUUUUUCCGCCACAUGAUGAGAAAACUGGGUCCACAGGAGAAAGCCACAGAGGAGCGGGUGCAGAGACUGAAGCAGAGGUUCAUGUCUGUCUAUGAUGUUACAGCUGACGGGAAACUACAGAUUCAAGAGCUGGCCAACAUGAUCCUGCCUGAAGAUGAAAACUUCCUGUUGGUUUUCCGCAGAGAAGCUUCUCUGUGCAACAGUGUUGAAUUCAUGAAGAUCUGGAGGAAGUACGACGUUGACUGCAGUGGGUACAUAUCAGCUCAGGAGCUGAAGGCUUUCUUAAAAGACUUGUUCCAGCAUCACCAGAAAGAUGUGUCCUCUGACAAGCUGGAGGAGUACACGGACACCAUGAUGAAAAUUUUUGAUAAAAACAUGGACGGUCGCUUGGACCUAAAUGAUUUAGCCAGGAUCUUGGCUGUGGAAGAGAACUUCCUGCUUCAGUUCCAGAUGGAUGCCUGCAGUAAAGAUGAGAGGAGGAGAGACUUUGAGAAGAUCUUUAACCAUUAUGAUGUUAGUAAAACAGGAGCUCUGGAGGGUCCUGAGGUGGACGGCUUCGUCAAAGACAUGAUGGGUCUGGUCAGGCCGAACCUCACGGGUCCAGACCUGGACAAGCUGCGUGUUGUUCUGCUGAGUCACUGUGACGUCAACAAGGACGGAAAAAUCCAGAAAAACGAAUUGGCUCUGUGUUUGGGAGUCAARAUGAAACUUUAGAGCUCUUAUAGUAUGUUAUUACUAAAUACUGAUUCAGUGUGUAUUCUGGGGUUAAUAAUACUACAUCAUGUUUUGGUCCAGAUCAGCCUGAAUGCUGGAUAAUUAAGGUYAAUACAAAGUGUUCUGUCAAAAGCAAAACUAGGAGAUGAAAGGAUUUAAACUAUACAUCUCUCACCUGUAAUCAGUUUCUCGUGCAUGAUUUACUUGAACAGAAAAGAGAGUUAUGUCCAUGAUAUCUCUCUGUUUUUUCUUCUUUAUUUGAAGAUAUGUAUGAUGUAGGUUGAACAUGUGUAGACAAGAUGUAGCAGUGAAAGGCAUGUUUUUCUGUUUAAAAUGGCUUACAGUAUGUUUUGUAUUGUAAUAACGGAACAUAGAGUAAAUAAACUGUGGCAUACGAUGACA
Molecule: messenger RNA, 1326 nt
Organism: Austrofundulus limnaeus
Lineage: Eukaryota; Metazoa; Chordata; Actinopteri; Cyprinodontiformes; Rivulidae
Gene: scgn
Product: secretagogin, EF-hand calcium binding protein
Exons: 11
Coding region: 106-924 (272 amino acids)
Biological process (GO): regulation of presynaptic cytosolic calcium ion concentration; regulation of long-term synaptic potentiation
Cellular component (GO): terminal bouton; cytosol; nucleus
Molecular function (GO): calcium ion binding
Source: RefSeq, a predicted model, not a curated record